AUGGGUGCCAACGGAAUUAAGCUCGUCGACGUUUUCGUUCACUCUAAGGAAGAGGAGGCGAGAUUUGCCUACUUCGAGAUUUUAGCAACCACCGAGCUUGGCCUAAGUUCAGAUAUGGACUUUGAUCUAGAAGGAAGUGACGCAUCGGUAAACUUUGCUUCGAUGUUGAGGGGCGAUCCGACGACCUUGCUUGCUAACAGUAAGUGGUCCACCACCGAAGGCAGUGGAGCCUCAAAUGCGUAG
This is a messenger RNA of Linum trigynum, 243 nucleotides long. The record is from the annotation of a GenBank genome assembly. Lineage: Eukaryota; Viridiplantae; Streptophyta; Magnoliopsida; Malpighiales; Linaceae.